Halteromyces radiatus is the source of this 1470-nucleotide messenger RNA. RefSeq lists its product as uncharacterized. The transcript is spliced from 9 exons. NCBI's taxonomy places the organism in Eukaryota, Fungi, Mucoromycota, Mucoromycetes, Mucorales, Cunninghamellaceae. The coding region runs from base 96 to 1268 and encodes 390 amino acids. The record is from RefSeq and is a predicted model, not a curated record.
CUCCCAAAUUGAAAAAAAACAAACAACAAAAAAGAAAACUUAUUUUUCCUUUUACUUCUUUUUUCUUCUUCUUCUUCUAUAUUAUUAUUAUUAUAAUGUCAGUUAUUUCUUUAUCAAAUAACAACAAUAGACAUUCUUCUUCUUCGACGUUUAUUGCUCAUCUAUUAGUACAAGAAUAUCCACCCAAAGUUCAACCUCGGUCUUCUUCAGAAAGAGACAAUGCACUAUAUGGUGAUUUGGAUAAAGUAGAUUGUGAAGCUAGUUGUAUUUUGAUUGCUUUAGCUAAUCAUGAUAAAAGGAAAGAUAUGAAUGAUUUGAUACCAUAUUCAAUAAGAGUCAUCGAUUACAACCAACCAACAACCGACACAAUGGAUUCAGCUUUGGAAAAUAGUAGUACAACAAGUAGUAGUAGUAAUAGUAGUAGUAAUAGUAAUAGUAAUAGUAAUAGUAGUAAUAGUAGUACAACAAGUAGCGAUCAUGACAAAUUGACAGAAGGAACAAUGUCUAUCAAAAAUUUGUUAGGAAUGAAUGAACAAAAUACAACAACAUCGGAUACUACUUUGUCUGGGAAUACAGAUCAAGUUUUAACCAAUUCAACAACAUCAUCCACAUUAUCAUCUCCAAAGACACAGCAAGAUCCAUUAAAAAAGUCUUCUUCAUGGAAACGAAAACCAAGAUCAGAUCCUAUUCUAUUACUUGCAGCCGCCGCUAAAGCCAUUGAUCAAGAUGAACAAUUACAACAACGGGCCAAUCAGAAAAGGAAAUACAGUGAGGAUGACAGUAGUUUGGAUUCUCGCUCUAUUCGACCACGCCAUUCCAUGGAAUCUACAUCCGCACUACACCGUCAUCAUCAUCAUCAGUCUGAACAAUCAAAAUUCUCUUAUCAAUACUUGUCAAUGAAACAAAAUCCAAAGAUCAAGAGAAACGCAAUGCAUGCUUACAUAACCUAUAUGAUUUAUACCGAUUUGGCUUCUUCUUCUUCUUCUGAUAAAAUGUAUCAUGAAAAGCACCAUCAUCAACCAUCUAUCAAUGUAGGACAACAUGAAACCACAACUUCUUCGUCUUACGGUCCACUUCCGAUAGGUCCUCCGCACUCAAAAACGGUGGAUCAUCAAAAUUACUCAGCAACAAGUAAAUCAGAUCAUUGGCCAUAUAGAACAUCAUCUCCUUCAUUACCACCAUUCAAUACUUCCUCUUCUUCUUCUUCUUCUUCUUCUAUUAUGGCUCGACCACUAACGGCUUUUUUACGGGAUGACAUGUAUACUUAGUUAGUAAUGUUAUUACACCUCCUUUAUCUAACCCCCUUCUUCCCCUCUUCUUCUUUUUCUUAUAUAUUCAUUUCUUUCUUUAUGCAUAUUAGUUGUCUCUUUUUUUUCAUUAUUAUUUUUUUUUAUUUAUAUAUAUCAUUCUUCUCUUUGUAUAAAUCUUUCUUUAUAUAUAUAUAAAUCUGUGUUGUGUAUGUUUUUUUUU